This is a messenger RNA of Poecilia latipinna (sailfin molly), 1258 nucleotides long. It is a transcript of the gene eif3i, whose product is annotated as eukaryotic translation initiation factor 3, subunit I. Gene Ontology annotation, cellular component: eukaryotic translation initiation factor 3 complex, eIF3m; cytoplasm. The record is from RefSeq and is a predicted model, not a curated record. The transcript has 11 exons. Bases 115 to 1092 code for a protein of 325 amino acids. Gene Ontology annotation, biological process: cytoplasmic translational initiation. Gene Ontology annotation, molecular function: RNA binding; translation initiation factor activity; protein binding. NCBI's taxonomy places the organism in Eukaryota, Metazoa, Chordata, Actinopteri, Cyprinodontiformes, Poeciliidae.
UAUUUCCUUUUCCGCCGCGGCUCCGGCGCCUCACACACGAGUGUUCAUCUUUUCUCUGUUGACGUGACGCCUAGUGAAUAAACCGAGCAGACUGACAGCGCUUAGCCAGCAAAAAUGAAACCCAUUCUACUGCAGGGCCAUGAGAGGUCCAUCACUCAGAUAAAGUACAACAGAGAAGGAGACCUGCUGUUUUCCGUAGCCAAAGACACGGUAGCCAACGUUUGGUACUCCGUGAACGGAGAAAGGCUCGGCACCUAUAAUGGACACACUGGAGCGGUGUGGUGUGUUGACUGCGACUGGGACACCAAGAAUGUGUUGACGGGAUCAGCAGACAACAGCUGUCGCCUGUGGGAUUGUGAGACCGGUAAACAGUUGGCUCUCCUCAACACCAACUCUGCCGUCAGGACGUGCGGCUUCGACUUCAGCGGCAACAUCAUCAUGUUCUCCACAGACAAGCAGAUGGGCUACCAGUGCUUCCUGAACUUCUUUGACCUGAGAGAUCCACAGCAGAUGGAGGACAACAACCCGUACCUGUCCGUCCCCUGCAGUGAGUGCAAGAUCACCAGCGCGGUGUGGGGGCCUCUGGGGGAGUUCGUCAUCGCAGGCCACGAGAACGGAGAGAUCAACCAGUUCAGUGCUAAGUCUGGUGAAAUUCUGAAGAAGGCGAAGGAGCAUACCAGGCAGAUCAAUGACAUCCAGACAUCCGUCGAUCUCACCAUGGUGAUCACUGCCUCCAAGGACAACACCUCUAAACUGUUUGACUCCAAUUCUCUGGAUCACAUCAAAACAUUCAGGACAGACAGGCCUGUAAACUCUGCAGCCAUUUCUCCUAUAAUGGACCAUGUGGUGAUGGGAGGAGGGCAGGAAGCCAUGGAUGUCACCACAACCUCCACCAGGAUCGGCAAGUUUGAGGCGAGGUUUUUCCAUGCUGCAUACGAGGAGGAGUUUGGGAGGGUCAAAGGUCAUUUUGGCCCCAUCAACUGUGUGGCGUUCCAUCCCGACGGCAAGAGUUACAGCAGUGGAGGAGAAGACGGAUACGUACGAAUUCAUUACUUUGACCCACAGUACUUUGACUUUGAGCUGGAGGCGUAACCAAGCAACCCUUCCAGCUAUCAGACUCAAUCCAGACAAAGGAAAACAUCACUCGCCUCCAGUGCUUUGUACUGAACUAUAAUUAUAAACUUAACAUUUGCCAGCAGUAAUCACAUUUAACUUGUAAACUCCAAAUCUUAUCAAUAAAAUAAGGUCAAGGAAAGGA